UAUAAAGCGGGCAGCGGUUUGGUUCUGAGUUGAAUUAAGUGUUUGUAAGUUUCCCAGCCUGGGUGCAGGAGGCGAUUUAAACUCUCACGUGUCGACAUGGCAUCGGAGGAGCUGGCCAAGAAGCUGCAACGCCGGCUGAUGCUGCAAAUGUCAACGGACAAUGCCAACGGUGAUACACUAGACAAUAAUAUUCAUCUGGGAGACGCGGAGGAAAAGCCAGUCACAUGCAGUGCAGACACUGAGCUGUCCGCUAAACUGACCCGGAGACUGGGGAUCAAUGAAGGCAUCACAGAGCCCAAACAGACCAAGGUGUUUAACCCUUACACUGAGUUCAAGGAAUUCACCAGGAAACAGAUUAAAGACAUGGAGAAAAUGUUCAAACAUUACGACUCUGGAAAGGAUGGCUUCAUCGACCUGAUGGAACUAAAGUUAAUGAUGGAGAAACUCGGAGCUCCUCAGACCCACCUUGGCCUGAAAAACAUGAUCAAGGAAGUAGAUGAGGAUUUCGAUGGGAAGCUGAACUUCAGAGAGUUCCUUCUGAUUUUCCAUAAAGCAGCGGCAGGUGAACUGGAAGAAGACAGUGGCUUGAUGGCUCUAGCCAGGCUCUCGGAGAUCGAUGUCUCCACUGAGGGUGUUCAAGGUGCCAAGCACUUCUUUGAGGCAAAGGUUCAGGCACUGACCAGUGGCAGCAAAUUUGAAGCUGAAAUCAAAGCCGAGCAACAGCAACGCAAGCGUUCAGAAGAAGACAAAAAGCAGCGAAGAGCGGCAUUCAAAGAACUGAAAUCUGCAUUUCAGUAACAGCAUCUGUUCUGUACAGUACAACUACUUGUAAAGAUUUAGAAAGUAUAGAAUGAAAUCCUAACAGUUGGAUAACUAAAACUUGCACUAAGUGACUAUUUUUGGUGCCAUUCUAUUUUAAUUUAAUCUAAAAUCUAGCUUUUUUUUAAAAGCUGUCUAACUGACUUGACACUGUAUACACGCCUCUAAAUGGCACAUGCUAUCAGCAUGAUGAAAACUACAAAUUCUGGUUUAGUGUAGUCUGCUUGUCUGUUAAGAGGUUGUUGCAGUUGCCUUUUCUGCCUCUCUCCACCGUUAAAAUUAACGGCUCAGGGCUGUGCUUUUUGUAGAAUUAAACGCAUCUUAGAUAUGCUGCACUAAAUUGUACUAUUUGAAAUAUUUUUGAAUUUUAUCUUUUGUAGCUCUUUUUAUAUGCCGCUCAUUUGGGAACAACUUUAGACUGUUGAUGCGGAGGUUUACUUUCCUCAGUGGUAUCUGUGGAAACUGCUUGUGCUCUAAGCAAAUACUUCAUCCAAAAAUCUAAUAUUUUAACAAACUAAUCUGCAAAACAUGUUUAUAUGCUUAAUAUAGUGUGGUCAUUCCAAAAAAAUGUUAAUAUUGUAUCAAUAUUGAAUGAAAUCCUGCUGCAACUGAACAUUUAAACUUUGUUAGUGUACAUGUAGGUUUCAAAAUGUUACGUUUUUCAGAAUGAUUAAAUGUAUAGAAUGUCAACUCAACAAACAAUGUGAGCAUUGUGGAAUAUGUGAACUCUGCAAACUUAUUGAUUGCACAGUGACUUUCCAGUAUGCUGUUAGGGUUUUAGUCUGGUUAGUAACCAAGACAGGCUUCCAAUCAGUGUAAACUUGAGUACAUCAAGAGUCACUCCUUUUAAGGAAUAGUGGCUAUUCUGGGUAUUCCUAGUCUGCCCCCACGACCUCUCUUAAUUGUAUGCAAAACUUGCCAACCAUAUCAUUACCAUCAAGUUGCAAUGCAACUUCUGUCAACUAGAAGAUGUCCUGUGUAAAUAUGAGACUGUUGCAACUCUACCUGUGACUAUUGUACAAUGAGAAACUGCUAAUGACUAGACUAGACAUUUUGGUGCUGGACAGGAAUGUUUUUGUGCAGUUACAGAUUAACUCAUGGAUGUCCAAAAAGCGCAAUAAAAAAACGAAUUAAAAUGCCAGAAACAAAACCUUUCAGUUAUAUUCCUAAAUCAUGUAUUAGCUGACGUGGGUUACAAAUGAGUUCCUCCACUGCGGCAAUCAAUUUGUUCAACCUUUAAUUGGACACAAAAUGCUGGAGUAACUCAACGGGUCAGGCAGCAUUUCUGGGGAAAAGGAAUGGGUGACGUUUCAGCUCGAAACUCUUCUACAGACUGAAGACUGGUCUAAAUCUGAAACGUCACCUGUUCCUUUUUGCCCCAGAGAUGCUGCCUGUCCCACUGAGCUACUCCAGCAUUUUAUGUCCAUCUUCAGUGUAAAUCAACAUCUGUAUUUUCUUCCUACACAUCUUGUUAAACCUUUAGCCUUACCAAGAUGCCUUCAGCAAGUGUGUUAUCCUGGAAACUUACAUGUUCUGGUCCUUCGAUGGCAUAUGAAGCAGACAAGCAGUAAACAACAAAAAUUGCACACCUCCCAAGAUUCAAUUUACCAGUUCAAAGGAUGUUUCUCCUUAAACCUUUAUUGUGGUGAUGUUAGGGAAAGUAUGUAGAAGAGAUAGGGAGAAGACUGACUUUGUUUCACUAGGGUUUAAGGUGACUUUGUUUUUUGCCACACAGAUUUCUUUAGGACUGGAAGCACAAUUAUGUGUAUGAGCCUACACCAGCACCUGGAUGAAAUAAAUUAACAUGAUGGUUGUGCAAAAUGGGAACAUAUCUGGGGACGGUAAAGGUGACUGCAAGCUUUUGAUAAUAGUUAAAAUAAAAUGUUAAUAAAUUCCUCAGGGGAUGCGAAAUUCCAUCUUGCAAACGCUUAGCUGUGAAAUUUGACUUUUUUAUUUUUUGAAUUGCUUGGUUUAGUGGGUUUGUAUUUUAAAGGAUUAUUCCUUCCUACCCAUCUGCAGUAUUUCUUCCUCCCCAGGCGAAUGACAUUUGACUUGUACGUAUCUACAAGUGGAUUUUGGAGGAGCCUUUCUGCUUUUGUGUUACUCAUCUUGCUCCAAAGUUUGCAAGGAAUGGGCAUUUGAUGGGUGGGGGAAGAUGUGAACUGUCCAAGUAUCCAACUGGUUCCUCAAUGGGAUGAGAACUGAGCAGGGCAGGGUUUAAGUAAGGGGGGGGGAAAGGACGAGCAUGUAUAUUUUUAAGUUGGGUCUACAAAGUUAGAAAUAUUAAAGAUGCUGUAUUGAAAUGUUGCUGUUGAAUUUAUCAGAAAUUAAACACAUUUUGAUGAUGUAAAAUUACUUUGGGGAAAGAUCUAUACUUCCAGUCUGAGCUGUAGAAAUUCAACCUCUUGUUUUGUGUCACAGACAAAGUAAUCACAUUCUCAUCACUUCUGAAAUUCUCAUUAUCCUCAAUCAAAUUGCUUCAAGUGAAGUUCAAUGUGACUGUUACCUCAUGCAUUCAAUGCAUACAGUAUUACAUUGCAGAUAUAACUCAUAAUAGAGGAUGAUCUUCUGCAUUUCUAACUCUUUAACAUUGUAUUCUAAUAUACCACUGUUUGUGCUAUUUAAAAUAUAUAUUUUUGAUGUAAUAAAAUAAACACUAAUGU
This is a messenger RNA of Leucoraja erinaceus (little skate), 3482 nucleotides long. RefSeq names its product EF-hand domain-containing protein D1-like. Gene Ontology annotation, molecular function: calcium ion sensor activity. Bases 97 to 798 code for a protein of 233 amino acids. The record is from RefSeq and is a predicted model, not a curated record. Gene Ontology annotation, cellular component: mitochondrial inner membrane. Lineage: Eukaryota; Metazoa; Chordata; Chondrichthyes; Rajiformes; Rajidae. The transcript is spliced from 4 exons.